GGACAAACAUACAUACAUCAUGGAAACAAUGGGGGGAGUGCCAAGUUGUACGGCAGUGGCGGAGGUGGUGGCAGGAGCACCGUCCAGGAAGGGGAUGAUAUACCUGGAUGACCCCAUCGCGCCAAACCUGCCAUGCUGGUUAGGAACCCCGGGGAGCCAACCCCCUCCUGCUAUUGGGAUCCACCACGACAGAGAACGAACACCCCGCCCCAGGAUCAACGGAGAUACGUGCCAAGUUAAGAUCGAUUACCGCAACAGCAACAGCAGCAGCAGCAGCGAACAACAACUCAACUCGCGAUGGAGAAGUAAAAGAGAGAAGCGCGUAAAGGACCUUUUGCUAACAGCCGCCCCGUGUACCCGGCCGUGUAGCAUCCAGUCCAGACACAAUUCAUGCCAGAUGGUGCGCGGGAUAACGGUGCACCAGAUGAGCACGCGCGAAAUGCCCAAGAAGAAGAACGGCCCAACAUAA
Volvox carteri f. nagariensis is the source of this 469-nucleotide messenger RNA. RefSeq lists its product as uncharacterized. The record is from RefSeq and is a predicted model, not a curated record. Bases 20 to 469 code for a protein of 149 amino acids. The transcript is spliced from 4 exons. Lineage: Eukaryota; Viridiplantae; Chlorophyta; Chlorophyceae; Chlamydomonadales; Volvocaceae.